Molecule: messenger RNA, 1582 nt
Organism: Centropristis striata (black sea bass)
Lineage: Eukaryota; Metazoa; Chordata; Actinopteri; Perciformes; Serranidae
Product: arfaptin-1-like
Exons: 8
Coding region: 209-1168 (319 amino acids)
Biological process (GO): intracellular protein transport; regulation of Arp2/3 complex-mediated actin nucleation
Cellular component (GO): trans-Golgi network membrane
Molecular function (GO): phospholipid binding; protein domain specific binding
Source: RefSeq, a predicted model, not a curated record
CUUCUUCCUCGCUUUAAUCUGUAACUUUAGUAGCGGAGUUUGUUCUGUUUGUUACAUUUAAUAUAAGAAGAGCUUGAAGAACUACAAACCACAGAAGAAGAAGGAAAACAGUGACGGCCAGAAUAACGACAGAAGAAGAAGAAGUUUGGCUGGAGCCGUUGGAGCUGUUUCACCUCAUUAAAGGAGGAAGAGAAGUGGGCGUGGUAAGAUGAUGGAGGAGACGUCCGGCACCACAGAAGAAGAGGAGACUCCUCCGAGGGAUGCGAACAGUAACUGCAACCACACCGACAACAGCGUUGCUUCCUGUCCAGCUGAGGCCGCCAUGGAGCCGGGGCAGAGCAAAGAACUUCCAGUGACGCCUCAGAAACUAGGACCUGUAGUUGUUCAAGGAACCAACAAGAACGCAGCCAGUGAGAAGCUGGAGAGAGUCCGCAAGUGGAGCAUCACCACCUACAAGUGCACCCGCCAGGCUCUGGCGGAGAAGCUGGGCCGCGGGUCUCGUACGGUGGACCUGGACCUCGAGCCUCGCCUCGAGCUGCUCAAAGACGACCGCCAACGCUACGACGGCGUGACCAAGCUGGCUCAGACGCUGGCCAAUCAGCUGGCUCAGUUCACGGUGACCCAGAAGACCCUGGGGGACGCCUUCGCCGACCUCAGCCUCAAGACGCCAAACCUGCACGUGGAGUUUGGUGUGAACGCAGAGGCUCAGAAGUUUCUGUCAAAGAGCGGCGAGACUCUGACGACGGCCAUUAACUCCUUCACGUCCGACAUGAACACUCUGGUCAACAAAACCAUCGAGGACACAAUGAUCAGCGCCAAACAGUACGAGGCUGCCAGGGUCCAGUACGACGCGUACCGAGUGGACCUGGAGGAGCUGAACCUGGGACCCCGGGACGACGUCACCCUGCCCAAACUGGAGCUGGCCCAGAAGGACUUCCAGAGCCAGAGGGAGAGGUACCAGAAGGUCCGAGACGCCCUGUCCAUCAAGGUCAAGCUGCUGGAGGAGAACAAGGUAAAAGUCCUCCAUAACCAGCUGUGGCUGCUCCACAGCGCCGUGGCUGCCCACAGUUUAUCGUGUCAAAGCUUCCUGGAGCAAAACAUCCAGCAGGCCGCCGAAAACCUCAACAACCCGAGCGUGGACGCCCCCUCCUGGCUGGAGGAGAGUUGACAGCCAGAACUGGCCAUGUGACCAGACGCUGGUUCGGAGGGUAUUUUUGGUUUAAUGGACUAGAAAUGUUGAAAAUGGUGGGAGAGUUUUGGGAUAGUUAGGCGGGUAGGUAGUUUAUUUAUACCACAGAGGAACUGGGAGUUUGUUAGUUUGGGAUGAAUUUCCAGCAUCUGGAAAGCGGCAGAAAUGGGGAGUUUGAUCAUUUAGACCAGGGGUGUCAAACUCAAAUACACAGUGGGCCAAAAUGUAAAACUUGGACAAAGUCGCGGGCCAACAUUGAUAUUUAUUGAAAAAAUGGACCUAAACAAGUUCAAACGAAAUGGAAAAAGCAAAGCUUGAUAUAACUUAAUAUUGCAAACAUGCAAAAUCAAAUAUCAAAUAAAACAAACAAACACAUCAAUGGCAUUCAUUUCU